UAGAAUAUAAACAAUCUUAAUGAUAUCAGUMGUCAGAUGUUUAUUUGAUCUGAAUGUUAAUAACUGAGUAUUUUUCUUUCUGCUAUUGGACACAGGAUGUUGACAGAUGGCCUUGGGUUAUGKGUUUGAUUGGAUUGUAACAGUCAAGACGUUAUCCCUGUGAAUCACAAGGCAUUCCUAUACGCUGCGGGAUGGUGGUGAGGAKGUGGACAGAACCCAGUCACAGCUGGUCAGAGUGGUGAGAUGGGACAGGCAACAACAAUGAUGACCGCUAUGUCCUGUCCAGGGUUACACUUGGGGUGGGGGUAGGCGCUCAGAAGUCGGUUAGAUUGGAGGUAGGGAGAUACGGAGGAAYCAAGGAAUGAGUAGAAGGGAGGGAUGCAAUGGAUGGAAUCCUUUUGUGAGUACUUUGUCUAGAGACCAGUGGUGAGAGAUGGGUUAUUCUGAAACCAGUAUAGCUGUGAUGUKAUUUGCUGAUGAUGAUAUUUGAUUGACAGGUGAAGCUAGAGGAUGCCUUGGCCGCCAGGGAGAACUCAAUGAUCAAUGACAUCAGAAAAGAUGAGAGUGAUUUCAGUCCCAGACCUGAGGACAGUGUCAUUGGUGUCCCAGAGCAGCCUCCUGCUGAGCAGGAUGUCACCUGGUUGAAACCCUGGAGGAGCCACAGGCAGGCACCUGAUCAAGGUGAUUCUCCAAGUGCCUUGCAGAUUGCCAACAGAACCCACAUGGCCAUGACGAUUAUAUCUCCUUCGCCUCCCACAACCGUCGACAUUGGUGACCUGAGUGAUGUCCUGAACUUCACACCUGAGCUCCACUUUAUCCCAGCCCCCAUUGCCAUGGUGGAAGUCGACACCCCCCUUGAAUCUUUAUCCCCACCUGUCUAUUCAGAGGACACCCUAGAUGCCACCAUCGUGAGCAGCUUUGAACCUGUUGCUGUCCCCAUCCUUGAACCUCUGGUUGUCCCCAUCGUGAGCAUUCUUGAACCCGUGGAAGUCCCCAACGUGAAUGUCCACAUCGUGAGCAGUUUUGAACCUGUGGAAGUCCCCAACGUGGAUCUCCCCAUCAUGGAUGUCACCAUUGUGAAUAGCCUUGAACCUCUGCAAGCCCCAAUUGUGGAUGCACCCAUCGUGAGCAGCCUUGAACCUGUUGAACAUGCGGAUGCCACUGUCAUUAAUGACCUUGAUAUCCCGAAUGCUCCAGUUGGCUUAGAGAACCUGGAUGCCCCAGUCAUCAACAGUCUUGACACACUGGUGCUGGAUGCCCUCAUUGUAAACAGCCUUGAACCUGUGGACAUCCCUGUCAUCAAUGACCUUGACACUCCAGAUACCCCCAUCGUAAAUGUUCUUGACACCCUGGAGCUGGAUGCUCCCAUCAUAGACGUCCCCAUCGUGGACAGCCUUGCACCUGUGGAAUUCCCCAUCAUGAAUGACAUUGACCUCCUGGAGGCCCCUGCGGAGUUCAGCUCCAGCUUUAACCCUCAGCUUGAAGUAGAGGUUCAUGUGGAUGGUGAGGACCAGAACCAGGGGCUUUCCCUGUGUGUCUGACCCCAGCAUACCUAUGAGAUCAUUGGGGAGCCCAAUCCUGAUGAACACUCUGUGGAAGUGGACCUGGCAACCCCAAGCUCUCAAACCAUAGCUGAACUGGUCAAUAAAUCCACCACACAUUCUGACGAUGACACAACCACAGUCACCGAGCCAGCGGACCUGGCAAGCACAGGCUAUGAGACUAUAGCUUAACUGGUCCAGGAUUCGAGUGCAACCACACUGCCUGACGAUGACCCUAUCACAACCCCAGUCACAGAGCCAGGGGAUCUGAUAACCCCUGGGUAUGAAACCAUAGCUGAACUGGUCCAUAAAUUGAGCGCAACCAGACUGCCUGACGAUGAGCCAAUAACAACCACAGUCACAGAGCCAGAAGGGCUUGACCUUACAAGCCCUCUCUCAUUGGUAGAGGAGGGUUUCUGUGACAGGGGGUGGAAUCCAAUGUACGCUAGAGUGAGAAGGAAGCUUAGUAAAAGUACCACGCCACCCCCUGUGCUUCCAUCGGAGGAUGAGGAACCGGAGGGAUUUUCACCUCCAUUACCAGAGAAGUGGAGGGAUGAUCAUCGUAGAAUAUCUCAUAAGACUUCAAAUGUGUGUUACGUCAUAAAUUAUAUUUAUAUAGACUCAACUGUGCCAUUUCUAGAUGUAACAUGUCUCAGAUGAUGAAGAUAAGGGUUGUACCCAGUCCACAUCUUAUACGAUCUCAUGAGACAGGUAUCUAUCUCACUGUCCUAUCCUUCUUAUACACUAUUUCCAGUCCUUUCAUUAGCUUUGCAUUAAACUCCGUACAAUGCUAUGCUACAUAUUCCAUAAGGAAGGACCCUAAGCCCAGAGUAGAACUGGGUCACCUAACAUGUUCCAGAGUAGGCUUUAUGUUUGUAUUUACUAACACAUUACAGGGUGAAGUGGCAAUUACACAGUAAUAAAGCAUUGAGUUACUGGUUUCUUUGAGAUUCAUUCAACUUGGUCCACUUAAGACUCGUUCCCUCUCUAGAAUUACAAACAUUAUACUUUAAUGACAAUAGUGGUGCAUUCUUAAUAAAUAAUUCAUGUAUAUCAACAAAUUAAAUGGACAACAUUAUGGGUGUGUCUGAAUACCCAUACUUAAAUAGAAGGCUUUUUGGGUAUGCAAUUUUUAUUUAUAGUAUGUGUCAUUUAGAAAAUGUAGUAUGCUUUAAGUGCAAGAAUGUCAUACUAAUUUUGGCUUUAAAUCAAUUAGAAUUUGCGCAUAGAGAAUGACAGAGGACUCCAGUGGCCAAAAACUUGUUUUAUCAUGGGCAUUGAGGAAUUUCACCAUUUUGAAGUAGUUAACUGGGUGGGACUUCCUAUGGGUUAAGGAAGGCUCAUAUAAUUCCAUCCAGGUCCAAGGAUGGAUCAGCCAUUYAAUUUUACUUGUGCGCAAACAUUCCAUGACUGUAGGGGCAGUAAAUCGCCAACCUUGGCUUUAUACCUGUUCAGACAACACACUCCGGAUGGCAGUACGCAACCUUUCAGUUUGUUUACCAACUGCACUAAAAUGUACUACUUUAAAAUGGAGAUGGCCUCAAUGGCGCUGCCCAUGCUCUCACAGACGCCAUAAUGGGACAGGUACAAUGUUGUGUCCUCUAACUAUCUCUAUGAAUUUGCUGCACACUAUUGAGGAAGAUAAUUGUCUUUUCACACAAGUAUUUGACAACAGCUGAUAAACAGAAUAGGGGACAUGCUCUACAAAAAUGUACAAAUAGCAGGGAACAAGCGCGUUUGAGCAUUAGAUGACGCCAUUUCAUUAUGGCUGAGUGGUAUGUUGAUAUUUGUUGCUUACUGCAUACAUUUUUACUAAACAGUACAUUGUAAAUAGUAUGUUGUACUAUUAAUACACAGUAUGUAGUUUUAGUAAAUAGUAGGCAUUUCCAUUUAUUUAUUCAAAGCUUUACAGGCGAGGGGUAAAACCAAUCAUUUAGAAUUGAUGUACAAUAUAACUAUAAAUUCAGUGUUAUAAAAUGUCUAUUGUCAUUAUUAGAGCAUAUAGGCUGAGCAGAAUGAAAUACAAGGACAGAUGUAAUACACCAUUACAAUAUCACAUUAGAAAAUCUGUAACCUCAUUCAUUACAACAAUUUAAUUUGAAAUUAAACAUUUCAGAAUUCCAAUUCAAAAUAUUGUGUAAGCGCUUCUGUGUGCAGAUGCAAUUAAUUUUUCUCACCACAGUGGGGAAGUACAACUCACUAUCUCUUACUGGAUUUCUCUGUCAGUGGAAAGUGAGAUGCCAAAGAAUGUGCCACAUUCAGCCCCUCUAAAACCCUGCUGGAUACUGUGCAUUCCUUCUGAGGAAGGGUGGGGACACUGCUAGAACUGUGGUCAGGAAAUGAAACUUAAAUACACAUCCCUAGCACAUACCUUUUAAAAGUAGGCAUUGAGAGAAAAAUAUGCCUUUUGUUCAACUAUUAUAGCAUGCCCAUAAGCCUUGUUGAAAUAAGUGAAGUCUUUGAGCUGUGUAACUCUAGACAACUGGGAAAUCGGGAAUAAAUUAGCUCCGACUGGGAAAAAACAUUUUGAACGGUCAUCCAACUCAGAAUUGUAAAUCCGGCCUCUUUCUAGAGCU
Messenger RNA from Salvelinus sp. IW2-2015, 4117 nucleotides. NCBI's taxonomy places the organism in Eukaryota, Metazoa, Chordata, Actinopteri, Salmoniformes, Salmonidae. The record is from RefSeq and is a predicted model, not a curated record.